AUGGAAUCUCGAGAAGAUGAAGAUAAAGAAGAAGAAGAAGAGCAAGAGGAGGCACUAUCGCUCUGUGACCUUCCACUUAACCGCAAUUCGAGAACUCCAAGCUUGGACGAAACGUCGUAUAAGAAAAUUCUCCGACCGUCGUCCUUAGACGAUCACGAUGGAGAGAUUUUCAACGGCUUCAGCAGCAGCAGCAGCUCCGACAUGUGCCCCGCCGAUGACAUCAUUUUCUGCGGCAAACUCGUUCCGCUCAAAAACCUCAUCGUGGAAGAGGAUAAAUCGGCCGCGCGCCGCCGGCGAUCGGAGUCUCUCUCCUCCGUGACGCGAUCGAACAGUGUCAGCGCGUGCACCGGCUCUCGCCGCUUCAUGAUGAGGAACAGCAAGAGCUUGGAUUACAGCAGGCUGCGAGAGUCCUCCGCCCCGGAGGUUGACCGGAAUUCCUCCGUCAGGAACGGUGCGCCGCCGGAGGUUGCGGUGAAGAAGGCGACGAAGCCGCGCUGGUACUCUCUGAUGUUCGGGACGAUCAAGGUGCCGCCGGAGAUGGAACUGAGCGACAUGAAGAACCGGCAGGUUCGCCGGAACCCGUCGAGUACAAUGUUUAUGGCGGCGGAGAAGGUGGCCGUGAAUCGGAGCCCCGGGAAGUUGUCGUGGAGAAUACUGAAGGCAUUGAGUUGCAAGGAUCACAGCAGCGUUGCUGUAGCGACGUCGUUUCCUUUGCCGCAAGCGUCGUAG
Molecule: messenger RNA, 729 nt
Organism: Sphenostylis stenocarpa
Lineage: Eukaryota; Viridiplantae; Streptophyta; Magnoliopsida; Fabales; Fabaceae
Source: the annotation of a GenBank genome assembly